UGGUUUCAAUAGCUAAAUUGAGGGAUGGCAACUGAGGAACAAGGAGAAGAAAAGCAGCAAACCACAAGUACUCAAGCUGCUGCUGGUUUAGGAGGAGCUGUGGUAGAAAAGUAUCGACAAAUCAAAGAGCACGCAGAGACCUACCCUUAUGUGUGGGGUUCCUAUAUUGCUGUAUAUGGUGGUCUUGCCCUCUGGACUGCUUACAGAUGGAGAAAGCUUCGCAAGACUGAGGAUCGAGUACGGGCCCUUCAGGACAGAUUACGCAAGCAUUAUGCCGCCGAAGAGGCUUCUGCAAUCCCUCCCACCCCAGUUAGAAAGGUUCCAGUUCCACCACCUGCUGAUAAAAUCUCCAAAUAGUUAGGUCAUUGAUCAAUGCCGUUCGGCUUUCUUUUACCCUGGAAAAUUAUUCUUCUGAGUUUGAACACAAGAUUGCUUGAGACUUCAUACUGUGGCUGAGAAAUGGAGAGUCCAAAUUCAUUGGUAGUUUAGAGUAAAAUGUUAGAAAUUGAUACUCUUAUUUAACACAUUUGUGUAGAACAGGUUCUUAUAUGCAAAUUUUGUAAGACUUCACCAUCAUUUUAUAUAAUGAUGGUGACUUUCUAUUUUGCCCAAAGUCAAAUAGGUGGUUGUAUUAAUGUCAAAAAGGAAUUGCAGAAAACAAUGUAAAGUGAGCUCUGAGGAUGCAGUGAAAUGGAUGGUGGUUUGAUUUGAUGCCUA
Prunus avium (sweet cherry) is the source of this 717-nucleotide messenger RNA. RefSeq lists its product as uncharacterized. NCBI's taxonomy places the organism in Eukaryota, Viridiplantae, Streptophyta, Magnoliopsida, Rosales, Rosaceae. The record is from RefSeq and is a predicted model, not a curated record.